Molecule: messenger RNA, 940 nt
Organism: Sebastes umbrosus (honeycomb rockfish)
Lineage: Eukaryota; Metazoa; Chordata; Actinopteri; Perciformes; Sebastidae
Gene: npb
Product: neuropeptide B
Exons: 2
Coding region: 149-541 (130 amino acids)
Biological process (GO): G protein-coupled receptor signaling pathway; feeding behavior
Molecular function (GO): G protein-coupled receptor binding
Source: RefSeq, a predicted model, not a curated record
GUCACGAUACCGUCUCUCAGUCAGCCUAUAUAAGCAGCAGAAAGUUCCCCAAACACCCAGCAAAACAGAAAGUCGCAACAGACGAGAGGAAAAGCUCAGUUUUUUCCUUUUUGCGUAAAAAGAAGAAGUUGCCCAGCCGGUUCCAGCCAUGGAGAUGUCGGUCAAGUUCGCCGUGGUGUGCGUCGGAGUGUCUCUGCUCGUGUCCUGGCAGCCAGUGGAAGCCUGGUACAAGCAGUCCACCGGACCCAGCUACUACUCGGUGGGCCGAGCCUCCGGGCUGCUGUCCGGGAUCAGGAGGUCGCCUUACGUCCGGAGGUCCGAGUCCGAGGAGACGCUGAUGGACAGCGGAGAGACGGCAGGUAACAACGUGAUGCCAGAGACUAACAGGCAGAUCUCCAUCCUCAAAAGCAUGGCCAUCUGUGUGAAGGACAUCUCUCCAGACUUGAAGAGCUGCGAGCUGCUGCGAGACGGGACGGGCACUUUCCAGUGCAAGGCGGACGUCUUCCUCACCCUGGACUCCCUGGACUGCCUGUCCGCGUGAGACCGGCGGAGUCAGUCCUCGUCCUCCACCGAGCCCCGUGAGCGCUUCUCUGGAAACGAGAAAAAAUGAAGGAAAGUGAUGGAUGAGUGUGUGAAGGAGGGGGUGAUAGCAGCAGAGGAAAACCUGAUCACUGUCGACGAUGGACCGCUGCAGACUCUGAAUGUUCUCUUAUAGUUAAAAAAAACAAACAUUGUUCAGUUUUUGCUUUAGUUGUGUAAACAGGAGUAUAAAAGAAACAAGUUCUUCUUUCCAGAUGACUUCCCACCUUUAGUGUUUAACCCCUGACAUGUACCCUCUGUUGCCAAAAUGUAUUAAAUGUCCAGAAAGUUGACUGCAGAGCAGAUUUACUGGAAAGUACUUUUAUUUAUUUUAUCUAUUAAAAUGAACAAACACUGGUAA